GCCAACAAAUCCAAAAAAGGUCAUGUCGAGACAUUCACAGUCAAUCCAAAGUGUGUAACACUGGGAGAGCUGUAUGGUGAAACAGAUACAAACACAUUUGAGUGGUCUGAUGGACUCAUUGCCAAUGCUACACGAAGAUUUGCCAAAGAGCUUUCGUCAUCUUUGUCAGGACAGAAUAUGAAUGAGGAUCCCAUGCUUGCAAAAGAGUCUCCAUCUAGUCGUCCUGUUUCCUCUUCAACAGAAAUGUCCAUGAUAUCAAACACAACUCAUGUAAGAGACUUCGUUUUAGAUAUUGUGCAGUGUUUUAAAAGUUGCUUAAAUUUUAUUUUAUAGUUUUAAGGGAUGUCCCAGCUAGAUGUCUAAUGUUGUAAUAAAGAAUGACAGAUGAAUUUUACAAUUUGUAGUGGGAGGUGAUGGAAGUCGAGUGGGGGUGUGUGUAAAGUCUCCUACAUUAGAGGGAAUAUUCUUGAUUAUUUUUUAAUCUGCGAAAAGCAUGUUAAAAUUCAUUUACAAGCUUAUUAUUAUUAUUAUUAUUAUUAUUAUCAUUAUUAUUAUUAUUAUUAUUAUUAUUAUUAGGUGGUUUUAUAUAGCGCAGUACUCCAGCCUAGGGCUAGACUCACCGUGCUUCACAUAAAAAUUAGCGAUUAGUUUAAAAUAACUUUGGAAAAUACAUAACUGGUAUCUAUAAAAAAAAAUAAUUUACAUAUUUUAUGUUCAUACUUUUAUAUUAUAAAACUUUCCCUAAGCUGGAGUAUGAACAACAAUCUUGAACAGAAUGUCAGUCCUGGUGCCUCUAGCACUAAGCUGGAGUAUGGACAACAAUCUUGAACAAAACAUCAGUCCUGGUACUGCUAGCUCUAAGCUGGAGUAUGAACAACAAUCUUGAACAGAAUGUCAGUCCUUGUACUUCUAGUUCUUUUAUAUAUGCUUGUUUUGUAUCUUAAUGUUUUAAAUCCUAUAUUAGAGCGCUGCAGUCAGGGGGCAGAAACAAUCUGACUCCCCUUCCACAACCAAUGACAAACAGAAAGAUGAUGAAGAGGGCAAAGAGGGCAGCAACAUUACAGACUGGCGGUGGCUGAUUCUAGAUGGGCCAGUGGACACACUGUGGGUUGAGAACCUCAACACUGUACUUGAUGACUCUAAGGUUUGUGGAUAAAUCCAAUAUUUUGCUGCUGGGUUGCAUAAAUCUGUUUAAUCUUAUUUCAACCAUUGUCAAAACAAUAACUCCUUAAGAAUCAACAACAUUCUGUCAGAUGUUGGUGUUCUUCUUGCAGGUCCUUUGCUUAGCCAGUGGAGAAAGAAUUUCUUUAACACCAGGGAUGCGACUUCUCUUUGAGGUAGACAAUUUAUCUCGUGCCAGUCCCGCCACAGUUAGUCGAUGCGCUAUGGUGUAUUUAGUAAGUCUGAGUUUAUUUUACAUCAUAGUAUAGAUACAGAUACAAAUUUUUACCAAUACAAUGUUUUUAUAUAUAUUGUUUUAGAUAAGGGUGUUAAUGCUGCAGUACUUCUUUCAUCAUAAAACAGUCGCUUUAUAGUUAGAUGUGGAUUAAAAUAUUAUUUGAAUGUAAUAAUAAUAAUUCCAGAUUGGAUCUUGUCCACCACAAGGGAGUUACAAAGUAAAACAUUUCUAACAGUUAAACUACAUUAAAUCCCUUAAAAUUUGGUAUCAAAAUUUAUUUUGUACUUAAUAGUUUAAGAGUUGGAAAAGCGACUUGUGGUUGCUCUGCAUUUCUUACUUAGGGCUUUUAGGUCGCUUUGAGCUCUGGCUGGUAUUGAAUUUGUAGGCUUAUUGAAAGGGUUUUGAACAGUCACAGGCUAUUGGAUAAUUGAUUUCCUAUGCUUAUUGAUUUUUUACGCUCAUUGACAACUUACAAGCCAUCGAAAACAGCAUCAGUGCCUGUCACUACCCACUCUGUAUAAUCCUGUUGGAUAUAUUGUACACCAUCUAGACCUAUUUUUAUAGAUUAUGUACCUCUUCCAGUAUUUUACAUGCGUAACAGGGUUUUUCAUUGCCUCAGCUGGUUAAUAUAAUUAUUUAUUGAUAGAAAAAUUCAAAUUAUUUUAAUUGGAUGAAUUUUGAAAUAAUUUUUACAUAUUUUUUAUUAUUAUUUAGGACCCAGUUGACUUAGGAUGGAAGCCAUAUGUAAAAACAUGGAUGAGUCACUUACCCAGAGAACUUCCUGAAUCUGGUAGAAACUUUCUGAAUUCACUAUUUGAGGCCAGUAUUGACAAGGGGCUUAACUUUCUUCACAAGUUUAAGGAGCACCAAGCAGUAGAGGCCCCUGACCUGAGUAUUAUUGGAACAUUGUGUCACAUCAUUUCUGCUUACAUUGACUUUCUUGCCACUCAUGGAGGGUUUGGCCUUCCAGGUAAGUCAAUAUUUGUUUGCAUGUGAGAAACACAGGCUUAAGCGACAGUGCAUACUCAAUAAAUAUCAUUUUAAGUGCUAUGAAACAAAAAGUUUAUUUCUUUUGACCCCUUUAAUCAAUGAUUAUCGCCUUCAUUAUUACAUUCAUUAUUACCUUCAUGAUGCCCGAGUUAUUCACGUUUACCUACAUAGUGGCUGAGUUAUAUUUUUAAUUUUCUUCUGUCAAAUUAUUUCAUAUUUAAUGCUCUUAAUAGAUUAUAAUUUACAUAUGUCAAUUUUUUAAAAAUUCCAAAUUGUUUCAUUAUUAGAUGAGAAAGAAAAGGACAACUUACAAGUGCCUGAAGAUGGAGCUGCCAGCAGCAUGUCUUCUGGGAGUGGAGCCUCUAAAAAUAAAAGAAGGCAGUCCAAAAAACAGCUCAAACUCAAAGAUGAGACAGAUAACUCAAAUCUUCUUGAAAAAAAGAGUUCAAAAGGGUAUAGAAUAAAAUAUUUCUUACGCUUCUAAAUUGAUUUGUUACAUAAAUUUGUUCUGUGUAUUUUUAACUGAAGUGAUGAAAAAAAAAAAAAAAAAGACAACCACAAAAGUUUGACAGCUUGUCUAUUUUUUUUUGUCUAAACACACUUUUAAUUACUUUUUGGUAUAUUUUCCUUUUCAGUAAAAAAAAAGUACAAAAGGGUAUAAAAUAAAAUAUUUCUUACGCUUUUAAAAUUAUUUGUUAAAAAAAUUUUUUUUUUGUAUUUUUAAAUGAAGUGAUAAAAAAAAAAAAAAAAAAAGACAACCACAAAAGUUUGACAGCUUGUCUAUUUUUUUUUGUCUAAACACACUUUUAAUUACUUUUUGGUAUAUUUUCCUUUUCAGUCCUGAAAGAAAAAUGUUUUUUUUGGAGCGUCAACCCAACCAACUGAACAACAUGCUUGGGAAAUUAUUUGUUUUUGCCUACACUUGGAGUGUUGGAGGGGUCCUCAAGAGGAGAGAAUUCAUGGAUGAAGAUGACAGCAGUUCAAAAAGAGCUGGAGUCACUUUGGAAAGAGUUGAUAUCAACAAUGAAUUUGAUAAUUUUGCGCGUGAACUCUUUGAUGUGGAACCUCCUCUUGGUAAAGUUCAAAUAUGAGAUUAAACUUUCAUGGUCAACUACUCUGCUGAAAACUUUUAAGUCAAAGCUCUCUGCAGUGUUUAAAAAAAAUACUCGUGUCAUUUAUAACACUGUAAUAAGUUGAUAAUAUUUAAUUUAUGUAUUAAUGCACAAUAUUUAUAACUUUUUAUUAAAUGGUAAUAUAAUUUUAGGUGUGAGGUUACCAGCAGGCAACCGCAGCAUUUAUGGAUACUUUGUUGACCUUGAAAGUGGCAGCUUUGUGCCAUGGGAUGUUCUCAUUCCCAGCACAAAGUCGUUGAUUGAGAAAGGAGCUGUCAUCACCAUUGGUAAACUUAUUUUCAAAUUUUGAAACCAAAAAUAUAAAUUCUGUCAUCUUCAGUGUACCAAAUCUUGACUUUUUAAAAAUAAUAAUGAAAAAUUAAUGCAAUUUAGGAAAUGUUGAUUUUGUGAGUGUGCAUCAUUGAUGUCAUCUUCUCCUCUCACAGGUGAAACUCUGGGAGUUGUUUCAGACAAGAAAAAACAAGAGCUGAAGGAAGCUGAAAUCAUCCCAACUGUGGACAUUGUUCGCUUUACAUUCUUAACCAGUCUUUUACUGCUCAACAAGCACCCUGUUCUACUGACAGGUCAGUGCUAGCCAAACACUGGACAUUGUUUGCUUUACAUUCUUAACCAGUCUUUUACUGCUCAAUAAACACCCUGAUCUACUGACGGGUCAGUGCUGGUCAAAUACCACCUUAAAAAUGUUGAUUAAAAAGAUAUUUAAUUAAUUGUCAACCAAAAUAUAAUGUGCAGCAUUCCUUGUUUCAAUGGUUAUGGUUGAUGUCAAUAUGUUGUUUGUUCCAGGAGAGUCUGGUGUCGGUAAGACAGCCAUAAUCAAUCACAUGUUAAAAGAAUUGGAGAAAGAUGGAGGGACAUCCAUGGAAAAAUCUUCCACUAUUUUGGGAUCUGUGUUGCAGUAUUCAGAAAAUCAAUAUGGAAUUUUGGAAAACAUCAGCAGUUUGACGAACUUCCAAAAUGAAGAGAAUGAAGACAAGACUAUGGACAUACUGUUGGGCUGUAAGUAGGAUGUAGACAAAACUAUGGACAUUCUGUUGGGUUGUAACUUGGGUUGUAACUAGGAUGUAGACAAAACUAUGGACAUUCUGUUGGGCUGUAAGUAGGAUCUAGACAAAACUACGGACAUUCUGUUGGGUUGUAACUUGGGUUGUAACUAGGAUGUAGACAAAACUAUGGACAUUCUCUUGGGCUCUUUGAAUAGAUUCUUAUAGAAUUUAAGUACUGUUGACAUAGGAGUGUAUGAGGCAGAAUUUGGUACAAUGUUAUAGCUGACCAACCAUAAUGCAAAAAUUGUGACAAUGUUAUAUAUUUAUUUCUAAUUUUCAAAAAUCAACUCAUUUGUUUCGAUUCCUCAAUUCAGCCAAGAGUAAACAUAUUGGUUUGAUGAGCACAAUGAUACAGUGCAGUGCCCAGACAACUUCCAAGAGACUCCAGGCUCAGAUUAUGCUCAAGCUGAUCAAGAAAAGUAGAACAUCCAUGGGGGCUCCUAAAGGGAGACGAGUAAGUGGCUGUCAAAGUUACUAUCGGGUCCUUUCCCUUUUUUUUUUGUAAGUGAGACAAUUUUUAAAAUGAGUCAAUAAAUGUUAGAUCUAAUUAAACUUUGUUUUAAAAUGUUUUGAAAAUGUUGUUCUCUCCAGGUUGUUGUAUUUGUGGAUGAUUUAAAUAUGCCAGCACCGGAGGAAUUUGGGGCUCAGCCGCCAUUGGAAUUGUUGAGACAAUAUUUAGAAAUGGGUGGAUUCUAUGAUACCAAGAAAAUGGUCUGGAAGGUAAAAGCAAAAGAAAAUAUUAUCUCUUCAAAAAAUUUUCAGCCACCUUGUUUUUUAAAAAUGUUCAGUUUUAGACAUAUAUUUUGUUUGAAUUUUUGCAUUUACGGUAAUCACAUAUGAAAAUAUAUUUGCGUUAAUGCCUUCUUGUAAUUAACUUGAGAAAAUGUAUUUACAUCCUGCAGGACAUUCUUGAUGUAACAUUGGUGGCAGCAUGUGGGCCACCUGGUGGUGGUAGAAACCCUACAACACCAAGGCUUCUCAAACAUUUCAGGUAUUUUGACCAUAAACAUUCCAAAGAGAAAUAUUGUUGCAAAAAAUAAUUUGGUUAAAAUAUUAUUAGAAUGAAACUAAAAGUGUGUUUGUAAGACCUGUAGAGACUUUGGUAGAAGGGUACUUAAUGAGGUUCAAACAAGUUUGCGCUUUCACAUUAACUUUAAUGGGGGUUUCUCAUAAAGUUAUAAUUUUUAUUUAAUCCCCUUGUAACUUUUUAACAAUAAAGAUAAAUGUCCAUUAAGCUAUGAAUGAUUUUAUGCAUAUUCAUCAUCCACAUUUCAGUUUGUUCACUCUGCCACAACCGUCCACCAAGUCCUUACAACAUAUUUACCAAGUGCAGCUUGGCCGCUUCCUUCAAGAAGGAGAGUUUAUGCCUGAAGUUGUUGAGUGUUUGUAUCCCAUGGUGUCUGCCAGCAUUUCCGUCUACUACAACAUGUGCUCUGUCAUGCUGCCGACCCCCACAAAAUCUCACUACACAUUCAACAUCAGGGACUUAUCAAAGGUCAGGGGAAUUCUUUGGUUAAACUUUCAUAUACGGAUCAAAACUUAGGUGAACUGUUUGAAAUGUAAAUGUCAAGAAAAGUAUAAAAAAACUUUACCUGUAAGGGGUCGUUCGCAAAUUACGUCACCCAAAAAUUACCUUUUCAGACCCCCUCCUCCCACCCUGUCACAAAGUGACACAACCCCCCCCCCCCCCACNUCCUCUAAGAUCCGAAUGGAAAAUGGCGACAACAGUUUUUCUAUCAUUUUUCUAUAAGCGCAGAAGGUGUGCCCGACUGAGUUCACGGUACCUAUAAUAACAGAGGCAAUUUCGACCUCAAAUUAAUGUUUCAAAAUUAAUUGAAUAAAGUUUUUAAAAAUUAUAACAUUUUAGACUUAUAAUUUUUUAUUUAUUUUGUGAUGACACAAAUUUCUGAAACCCCCCCCCCCCUGUCACUCUCACCCUGAGGGUGAUGUAAUUUGUGAAUGACCCCUAAGCUUAAAAUAAAGUAUUUUAUUAAAAAUUAAAUAUUAUUAGGUCAUUAAAAUGAUUAAUGUUUGUUGUAUUUAAUUAUUUGUUUAAGAUGUCAUCAUCUGAAAUAAAUUAGGCUAGUAACAUUUUUAAAAAAAGGGAAGUAUAUAUUUGUUCAAUGUUUUUGCUUAAAUUCAUUUAUGGCAAGUUUGUUUUUCAAGAUAGAACAUGACACUACUUUUGGUUUGUGUUUCUAAAAAAUGUGUUCAUAUUAUAACUCCAUCUUGAUUCUACAUAACACAAGAUACAAAAUGCAUGGUUAUGACUAGAUUAUAUUCUGUCUUUGGAUUAUUCAGAAAAAAAUUUCCCCUUGAAUUUGAUUUUUUGCUAAGGUGAUCCAAGGCAUCCUUCAGGCUCAUUCCUCAGUGAUCAUGGGAAAAGAGAACUGUGCUCAGCUCUUUGCACAUGAAGCGACCCGUGUCUUCCAUGACAGACUCAUCAACUCACUUGACAGGGAAACAUUUUUCAAUAUCCUUGCUGACAACUUACAUGAUUAUUUCAAAGUAUGAAAUAAAAAAAUAAUAAAUGAAAUUUAAAAAUUCAAAUUCAUUAGAGUAAUUCCUUUCUCUAAACAUUUUUCCAUUAAGUUUGAUUUUUCAUUUUUAUGGUGUAAGAAGCAUAUUCAUUGCAGUAAUUAUAUUUUUAUUAAAGUGAUUGCAAGGGCUCGCUAUCUUGAAGCUAUUUUUUCCAUUCAAGAAGUUAGGGAUUGAAUUUUACCAAUUAGCAACAAAUAAAUUGUUAUUAAAUCUAAAAAAAAUUGCUUUUGAUGAACUUUGAGGGUCAGUUCCAAAAUGUCUCUUAUAUAAAACUGAAAUGUUAGCUACCGAUGCUCAAGUCUAAUGCUGUAUCAAAAUAUUUUGUGCUUGGGCUAUAUGUCCUUUCAUCUUUGUGCAUUGUGUGGAAAAAAAUCCUUUUGAGGACCACAGGAUACAAAUCAGCCCUAGAAUUCAAGCUCUAGUUAUUGGGAAAAAAAAAUUCAAAAUUUUUAUGUCUGGAGAUCAUGUCUAGUUAAAGAAAUGUACUUUAAAAAAUUAUUUGUUAUUAAAUAUGGACAAUUAAUUUAAAAAAAAUUAAUUUGAAUAAUUGAUUGACCGGGGACAGGUUAGAUGGACAUCAUAUAAAUUGAUGGGAGAAUCUGUUUUGUUUGGUGAUUUCUUCGACAUGAGUGAGCACGGAUCAGUUCACAGAGUUUACCGACCUCUAGCAGACCAGAACAAGCUGGUGAGAGUGCUGGAGGAGUACCACAUGAGACUUAACAUGGGAGAAAUAGUAAGUUGUCAGCUGCCAUUGGGUUUUAUGCCACUAACAAAUAAUUGAAUGAAAACCUUUUAAGGAGUGAGUUUCAUGAAAGUCUACAAUGUUUUUAACAAAAGUAAUUUUUGGUCCCUAGACUGACCAGCUGGUGUUUUUUAAAGAGGCCGUUGAACAUGUUGUACGAGCUGCGAGAGUUUUCCGACAACCUGGAGGCCAUCUUCUGCUGGUAUGUUCUGAAGGAGACAAAAUUGUGGAUUUAUUUAUGAAACACUUAAGUUCUAAACCAGCAACUUUGAAAUUCUUUGCUCACUAACUUUGAACAUUCUUUGCUCACUAAUUCAUUAACCACUGAAUGUUUCUUCUUUCCCACCCAUGUCAUUUAAAUAAAACUAGUUUAUACAUUUUUUUUAAACCUCUGAGUCUUUUAGUACAGACAUCCAGUACAUAACUGUAUUUACCCGCAGCUCAUACAAAUGUUUCACUUAUAAAUUUAUAGGUUGGUCUCGAUGGAACAGGGAAAUCUACCAUUGUUCACCUGGCCAGUUACAUUGGCAACUGUGAGAUGUACCGUCUGAAGCUCCACAACCAAUAUGGAGCAUCUGAGUUCCGUGAUGACCUGAAGGCUUUAUUCAAGAGAGCAGGGGUGAAAGGCAUCCCAACAGUUUUUCUGUUGACAGACGCAGACAUUGUCAAGGUGAGUUCUGGAACUUUGAAAUCGGUUGAACAGAGAAGAAUGUUUUUGAUGAAAAAAGAGUUUACUCUCCUUGACCAAUAUCGAAACUAAAUGUAAUAGCAUCAUGUUCAGAAUGAAGAUAUGAACAUUAAAAAAUUAAAAUUCUGCUCAACUUCCUGUCUUAGGAAUCUUUUCUAGAAGACAUCAACUGUAUUCUCAACUCAGGAGAAGUUCCAGAUCUUUUUGACAAUGAAGAGCUUGAUGGGAUCACCAUGGAGCUGAAAGCUGCGGCCAGUGAAGCUGGCAUCCCCGAUACACGGGCGUCUGUGUACGCAUUUUUCAUUCAGCAGAUUCGACAGAAGUUGCAUGUUGUUCUGACCAUGAGCCCAGCAGGUUGGAUAAUUUAUUUCAUGAAUUUCUAUGAUUUAUAUUGUUUUAUUUUAAGGGGUACAAAAAUGUUAAUAUAAAAUAGUUUUUAGAAGAAAUGUUAUAUAGCAAUGCUUUUUGUUGUUCAAACGAAAAAGAAAAAAUUAUGCAAAUUAGUCUAAUUUCAUUUAUCAUGUUAAAUAAAACUAAAAUACGCUUAUACUUAAUAGACAUAAUUUUAAAAAUCGCAAUAGAUAUACAUUAUUUAUUAUAUAAUGUUGACUAUGUCAGGUGAGAGAUUUCGUCAGCGUUGUCGUAUGAAUCCUGCCCUCAUCAACUGCUGCACCAUUGACUGGUUUGAUGAAUGGACAGAUGAGGCCAUGUUGAGUGUUGCCAAAGUUUUUUUUGCUAACACAGAGUUCAUAGCCAAUGAAUCUCGAUAUAACAUAGAGGUAAUCAGUUAGUCACUCUUCCUUUGUAGGAAAUUUGUUUAAUCAAUGCCUUCUGUGUUGUGCUUUGCCCAGAUUUUAGCUUUUAAAAUUUGUCAGCACUGAUUUGAUGAGUUAUCAAUUUAUUUUCUGUGAGAAUGCAUAUAUGAAAGUAAAUAAAUGAUCAGUUUCACUAAAAACAUGUAUUACACAUGUAUUAUCUCCAUUGGUGAUAUUUAGGAACUAAAAGAACGAGUUGCAAACAUCUGUGUAGGAAUACACAAAAGUAUUGCAGACAUGAGUGUCAGAUUCUGGGAGGAAACCAGACGGCGGUACUACUCUACUCCCAGUUCAUACAUGGAGCUAAUCAGACUGUACGCACGAAUGCUCAAAGACAAUAAAAUGGAGUUUAUGGACAACAGGUUGGUACCAACUGCAUAUGACCAAAGAUGUCUUUGCAUUCUCUGUUUGACCAAUUCAACUACUGGGCAGUCCGUUAAAGUAGUGUUGAGGUUGGGUUUGUUAUUGUAGUUACAAUUUCUUGAAUUCUGCUUGACGUCCCAAGAACAAAAUAAAUGGACGACAAGAAAUGUUUCUUUAUUUUCAACAGGAAUCGACUUCAGGCCGGCUUGAUGACCUUGACCAAUGCCUACUCCAUGGUUGGAGCUAUGCAGGAAGAGUUGGUGUCCUUGGGACCUAUCAUUGAGGCUAAAGCUAAAGUAAGAACAAAUAUUUUUUUUUUUUAGGACUUCUUUAAAACAUUGGUUUGUACAUCUUGACUGCACUCUAGUGAAAGCUUUUCUUUUUGAUUUUAAAAUAAAUUUUCUCAGUCCUCAUUUGCAAACUGGUACUUCCAUAAAUUUGCCUAGUCUACUUUCCUCCAGUUGCCUAGUCUACUUUCCUCCAGUUGCCUAGUCUACUUUCCUCCAGUUGCCUAGUCUACUUUCCUCCAGUUGCCUAGUCUACUUUCCUCCAGUUGCCUAGUCUACUUUCCUCCAGUUGCCUAGUCUACUUUCCUCCAGUUGCCUAGUCUACUUUCCUCCAGUUGCCUAGUCUACUUUCCUCCAGUUGCCUAGUCUACUUUCCUCCAGUUGCCUAGUCUACUUUCCUCCAGUUGCCUAGUCUACUUUCCUCCAGUUGCCUAGUCUACUUUCCUCCAGUUGCCUAGUCUACUUUCCUCCAGUUGCCUAGUCUACUUUCCUCCAGUUGCCUAGUCUACUUUCCUCCAGUUGCCUAGUCUACUUUCCUCCAGUUGCCUAGUCUACUUUCCUCCAGUUGCCUAGUCUACUUUCCUCCAGUUGCCUAGUCUACUUUCCUCCAGUUGCCUAGUCUACUUUCCUCCAGUUGCCUAGUCUACUUUCCUCCAGUUGCCUAGUCUACUUUCCUCCAGUUGCCUAGUCUACUUUCCUCCAGUUGCCUAGUCUACUUUCCUCCAGUUGCCUAGUCUACUUUCCUCCAGUUGCCUAGUCUACUUUCCUCCAGUUGCCUAGUCUACUUUCCUCCAGUUGCCUAGUCUACUUUCCUCCAGUUGCCUAGUCUACUUUCCUCCAGUUGCCUAGUCUACUUUCCUCCAGUUGCCUAGUCUACUUUCCUCCAGUUGCCUAGUCUACUUUCCUCCAGUUGCCUAGUCUACUUUCCUCCAGUUGCCUAGUCUACUUUCCUCCAGUUGCCUAGUCUACUUUCCUCCAGUUGCCUAGUCUACUUUCACUUCUGACAUAAGUCCAGUUGACCAGUCUACUUUCACUUCCACCAUAAGUUGAGGCUGACCGAAUUUCGGUUUUGGCGCAGAAAGUUGCCAUUUGAUCACUUUCUGUGUAGUUUCAGUUUUGGCUGAAACAGAAAAAUUAACAUUCAGGUUAUUUUUUGUUUUAGCCAAAGGUGAUUGAGGCUUUCAGUCAUCUACCAGAAGUCAGACUCUCACUAUAUCUGGCUGUCAGCAGGCAAUCUGAUAUUCAUUAUUGCUGGACGUUUUGCUCUCGGUGUAUGAUAUAUGACUAAUCCUCUGCGAAUACUGCUCACAGCUAUAUGAUGAAUUACUUUUCAAAGAUAAAAUUUCAGAAUACUAGGUUUAUUCAAUUCAUUCAUUUGUGACAUUCAUUUUGAUUUAUUAUUUUAAUGCUCAUAAAUUAAUGUUGUCAUAGGGCAAAGGUGAAUAGUAUUGUGCAAAAAAAUAAUCCUAGGGAAUGGUAACAUUUCCAUUAUUAUUUUUGUUUUAAAUUUUAAAAAAAGUUAAAUUAGGGAACCUUAGGCUUAUUCAAAUCAUUCAUUUAUUGAAAUUCAUCAUUAUCAUGCUGAUUAACAUUCUCUAUGACGUAAUAAAAAUAUUUCACAAAAUUUAGUAUUAGUAUAAAAAUAUAAUGUAUUUCAAUUUUGUAUGAUUAGGCAAAUAAUAGCCUUUAAUUUAAAUAAAAAAUCUACACACGAGUGCAUGUAUCAUUUUUUAAAAUAUUAAUUAUGUAGUAGGUCUACUGUAUUAUCAUACUAAACAUAGCUCAACAUUAGUUCAAUUUUUGUUUAACAUGGGUCAAUAAUAAAAAUAUCCAAUAUAUGAUAAUAGCGGAUAAAUGAAAAAUCUAAAUGUUGACCAAUAAGAAAGCGUGUUUCAAUGAAAAUAUGGUUUAAUAGAAUAAAGAGUAUCCUCAAGGCUUAUGUGUGGACAUUUUAGUGGACCAUACCAAUAAAAAGUACAUAGGCUAAGCUUUUGAUCAUUACCAAAUAUGUCUAGACAGCAUUGUAAUUAAAUUAUAAAAGCCAAGGGUCUAUUUUGCAUGAAUUGUGCCCCCCCCCCACCACACACACCCAAAGUCAAAGGUUCCUCUUACCAUACUACUUUUAAAUACAUUUUUAAAAACUCUAAAUUAAUUUUUUAUUCAAAUAGUAAAAUCCUAAAUUUUCAUUAGAUGUGUAUCUAUUAAAAUUCACGAUAAUCUCAUUUUUAAUAAAAAGAAUAUAAUUAUUGAUACUUUCCACCAUCAUUUUCGACAUAGGCAGAACGUUUGGGUGAACAAGUUUUGAAAUAUCUAAAUCUUUCAGCUUCUGUUUCAGAUUCAGCCAAAAGUCUCGUUAAGCUUUUGGUUUCGGCUUUAGUUUUGGCUGAAAGUCAUUUUAAACUUUUGGUUUGGUUUCAGCUUUAGUUUUGGCUGAAAGUCAUUUUAAACUUUUGGUUUGGUUUCGGGUCUGGCCAAAAUCAGAAAAUCACAAUGAUUGGUCCCUAACCAUAAGUCCAGUUAACUAUUCUACUUUUCUCCUGUUGGCUACUGUGUUAGAUUUUCCCUUUGUCUUUGUUUCAUUGUAUCUAUUAUCCUAAUUUUUUUUUAUUUGGGAUCAGCUAACCCUAAUUCCCAACACUCCUUCUUUAUCCUGACUUGGAAUAGGGUGUUCCUCACAAGGCUGCUACAUGUGGAAUUGAUUUCAAAAUUAAUAUUCACUUUAUCAGUCAAACUUGUUGGAAGCAAUUUUAGAUUUUAUUUAUUUUUUUGAAUAUUUUUUAGAUAACAUUACUUCAUAACGUUUAGGAUGUCACUUAGUAGAAGGACACAAAUUUCAACUUUUCUUGAUUUCAGGAUACAGAGAUAUUGCUGCAACAGUUAGAGGAGGAUCGUCUGGCUGCCAAGGAGGUAGAAGAUAUUGUAUCUCAGGAGGAGAGCAUCAUGGCUAAGGAGAUGAAAAUUGUACAGGAUUAUGCUGAUGUAAGGGGAAGUGAUGAAUACAUUAAAGAAUUUGUCAGGGAUUCUCAUUAGUGGUAGGAAGGGGUGCAGGCUGGUUAAAUUAAUUGUCAAGUAGGAGAUCAGAAUUUCAUAUUUCUAUUUGACAUUCCAGGAAUGUGAGUCAGAUCUGGCUGCUGUACUGCCAGUUUUAAGAGAUGCAGUGGCCUCCCUUGAAACAUUAGACAAAGCUUCCAUAUCUGAAAUCAGGUUUGUUUAUAAUUAUUUGUAAAUAAAUUGUUUUAAAAAGCAAGAGUCUCUACAUUUUAAUUUAACCAAAAAAACUUCAACCUUGUGUUUGUGUGCCAAGUCAAACUGUGAUACUUUGUUAUGUGUUUGCUUCAUGUGUUGCUCUAUAACAGGGUGUCCAACCUUUAAGUUUCUCUGGGCCACACUGGAUGGAAGAAGAGUUGUUUUAGGCCACAUAUAAAUAACAAUCACACUAAUUAUAGCUGAUGAGCUUAAACAUAGAAUAUAAUUAAGUAAUUCAAACUUUUUAGAUUUAUUAUAAAUUCAUCAUAAUGCAAGCUUGCAUUGUGAAAUAAGUGUGAUGUUGGACAUCAUUUUUAAUAAAUUAAUGCUUUGAUAUUAUGUACGAUAGACAUAGUUGCAAAUUCUCAGUGAGUUCUCAAAGAGCUCUUCAGAUAUUUUUGUUCUUGUUUUAUUGUUCAUGUGCGUUCAUCCUUGAAAAAAAGCUUAUCACAAAUCUAGGUGCUUCCAGACAGAAAUGAAAUAAAUAAAGCAUGAUUGUGAAGUGAGGGAUAUGUUUCUCUGGGACGAAAUAGCUUUAAAAAAUUCAGUAAAGAGACAUAUUUUCAUUGUUCACAGGACAAUGUAUAGCCAAUGUGUCAAAAUGCAUACAAAUGUUUGCUUUGAUUUGAGAUUGCUAUAAAUCUAUUUUCAUCUUGAACACUGUUAUAGUUUGAAAUAUUGAAUUGAUCAGCUUACAGAUGCUUGUUUAACUCAACAGAUAAAAUUUAACUAAUUUUAAUGAGCGUUCAACUAUACUAACAAUUUCAAAUAUGUGAGCCAGUUUUCAUCAUCAAGCUCUUGCCAAAUUUUGUUUUAGAUAAAUGACUUGAUUUCAUUUCAACUUAAUCAUCUUACUUCCGAAAAUUAAAUGAUGCCCCAUAGUCAGCAUCCAUGCAUUUAAGGAAUUCCAGGAUUUGGAAGUGUCAAUCCCUUGCCCUUUUGAAAUUUACAGCCUUAAUGACAGUCUGUAGGACAUUAUCCAUCUUUAAAACUGUUCUCUGCCCCCAGGGUUUACACCAAGCCCCCACAGCUGGUGUCCACUGUCAUUGCCGCUGUCUGCGUCUUGUUCCAGAAAAAGACUGAUUGGGCCACAGGGAAGCUUUUCCUUGGGGAUCCCCAGUUUCUUAAAAUGUUGCUCACUUUUGACAGAAAUAAUCAACCAGAAAAGGUCAGUGGUGUUAAAUAUUCAAAUAAGAUCUAAAUGAAAGCACAUCAUUUAUUUUCUACAAAGAAAUUAGGAAACAAAACAUAAUUUUUUAAAAAGUACCAACAUUUUGAAUUAAUUAAGUUGAAAACUGGGGAAUUAUUUCCUUCAAACCUCUGCACUGUUAAAACUACCUGUUGUUAAAACACCCUUUGCCACCACUUUUAAUUACUUCUGAUUAUAAAAUUUAACCAUGUAUUCUUAAAUGAUUGGUUAAUUAGUUACUCAUCAACUUUUGAUAGAUUAAAAAGCCUCUUUGGGACUAUUCAAAUAAGUAGUUGAAUGUGAUACACAAACAAACCAAACUAUACCAAAACAUUGUUACACAUAACCCAGUGGUUAAGUCAUUAAAAUCACAGAAGAUAUAAUGCAGUGAUUCGGAUUCUAAUGCACGACCGUCAUCAUCAAGGCUCAAUUUUCUUUGGAAAAAAUUAGCAGAGGGCAUUAGCUCUUCUUGUUAGUAUAUGAGAUCUUUCAUAUUAAAUGAUUUGAAGGUUGGUAAAAUAACAUUUGAUUAACCAUUGAGUACCCUAUAUGUACAUAAAUAUCGAAAUAUAAAUCCAAAAGGGACUGUGCACUCUCCAAAAGUUUAAAGUUACAUUGAAACCAGUCCUCUAUUCAAAUAUUGCAGGUGUAUGCCAAACUUAAAAAGUUUACGAAAGAUCCCAACUUUAACCCUGAGGCUGUGGGUAAAGUGUCCUUGGCUUGUAAGUGUAUCUGUCGAUGGGUCCUUGCCAUUGAUAACUACAACACUGUUUAUAAGGUUGGUGGAUUCACACACACAAAAAUCAAAUAUUUGUUUAAUGUCUUAGCACACUUAGCACAUCAAAUUGUAUUAUUUUUACUAUUAGCAAUACUUAAAUACAAUAAAAUAUAUACUAUUUUAAAAAUGUUUUUAAGGUUAAAACAAGUUAUUUUGAAUAUGAAUCCUAGCAAUAUCCCCACUUUGAAAUAUUUAAUGUCUAGCCAUAAUGUGUCAACACUGGUGAAUCCAUGGAGUUAAUGAACACAAUCAGUUUAAAAAUAUGAACUUCAACUCUCCGUUUUGAUAAAAGAAAUUACAUCAAAUAUUUUGAUAAAAUAUAUUACAUAAAAUAAUCACAACCAUAGACUUUAAUAAGACCUAUAUAAAUUUUAUUUUCAAUAUUAAAAAAAUUUGAUUUUUAAGAAUGUUUUGUAAAUGCAGAUGGUAAAACCAAAACAGAGGAGAGUUCAAGAUGCCAGGGAGGCGUUGCAGCUGGCACAGGAAAGUUUGGCCAAGAAACAAAGCAGCUUGAAAAAGGUUUUUUACCAAGUUUUGUUUUCAUUAUUUUCAGGUUAAACAUUUGUUCUAUUUUUUUUAAGCAUCUGGCGGGAAAAAAAACAGAUUUAGAUUCAUGACUUGGUGAUGUUGAUCUACUACCAUCCAUAUGAAAAUUAGUUUUCUCUAAGUUAAAGAAAAAUCCCAAAAUUUAUCUACCCACUCUAAUAUUAAUUGUACUUCUACAUUUUUUUGGUACAAUAUUAGAUUCAGGCACACCUUGAAGUCAUUCAACAACAAUAUCAAGAAAGUGUUGAUCAGAGAGAAGCACUUAAGGAGAGGCGGAGAGUUACUGGACUUCGACUUGAUAGAGCUUCCAUUUUGAUAUCUGCUCUUGCAGAUGAGGAGGUUAAUAACAGUACUUAAAAAUAUUUUUGUAAGAUUGUAAGGGCACUAUUAUUUAUUCACAUUUCCAGCCUGUCACUUUUGAGAAAACUUUUAUGAAAAUAUUACAUGAGAAAUUAUCAGACUAAUUUACCAGUGAUCAGAAUUCAUCCAUAAAUAUUGAUUUUAAAAGUACAUGAUGCAAACAAACUCUUCUGUUAAGUCCUUAAUCUUUUCUUUUAAAGUAUUCCUUUUAUGUUAACUCCUAGAUCUUUUGAUUAUUUUCAGGUACGUUGGGCCCAGUCCGUCAAGUUCCUUGAUGUCAAACUUGAAGGCAUUAUAGGUGACACAUUGAUAUCAGCAGCCGCUGUAGCCUACCUGGGAGCAUUCACUGCCCACUACAGACAAAUUUUGUUGAAUGAGUGGGUCCACAUGUGUGAAAAGAAAGAUAUCCCUAUAUCCAAAGAUUUUGAUAUUAUCCAGAGCAUGGUGGAUAUUAAUCAGGUAUGCUUCAUAUCUUAGAUAAUUUAAAAUAAAUUUCACAAAGAAAGGAUUUAGGUUAUGAUGCCAGGAAUCAGGAGCAGUCAACUCUUUGGAUAAAUGAAGCAGAUAUACAAGCUAAGGGACCUCACAUGGUGAUGACAACCUAUUGAUGGGCCUAAAUGUAAAGAUGUGAUGUUGCUGGCCAGAGCCUUUUUUUUGGCUGUAGCACCAUUUAUAAAAAUUGCACAUUAAAAUUAUUUUUUAAUGGAAAUAAUUACAGUUUAAAGGAUGGACAUAGAGUUUGUAGAGUAAAUGAAAGCAAAUAAAAAGCUAAAUCCUAAGCUAAAAAUAAAACAAUCAAAAUUAAACUAUUUAAAUCAGAUUUUGAGAUGUAAUUUUUGCUUGUCACAUCAUCAGUUAUCAUUUGUUUUUUUCAAACUGAUAAAUAAACUUUGAAAAAUUAUAUUAUUUCUUGCAUUUUCUGAUCUGAUCUCAUUAAUUUUCUAAAACAUAAACAAAAAUUUCAGGUGAUGAAAUGGCACAACAAUGGCCUCCCCAGAGACAAACUGUCUACAGAAAAUGCCACAUUUGUUAGUCGAUCCCGCAAGUGGCCUCUUUUUAUUGAUCCUCAGGGACAAGCUGGCAGGUACUUGGUGUCUCACAUGCUCAUUAUCACAUGAUGUUUGUGGAUCUGUAUUAAGAGACAUAAUGUUUAUCUUUUCAUAGACAACAUAAAAGAAAUUAUUUUAUUUUCUGAGUGGGAAAUUGUUAUGGAAUACAGAAUUAUGGUUAAAUUUUCUUGCAGGUGGAUCAGAGAGAUGGAGAAAGAUCGUCUGAAAAUUGUGACAGGAUCUGAGUCAAACUUGAUGCGCACCAUAGAGACUGCCAUUAAGGUUGGAGAUCCAGUUCUGCUGUCGGUAAGUCAAGUGAACCACAAAUAAUUUAUUAACUUAUAAAAACUAUUUCGAACUAUUCUCAGGUUUAGAUGUAAUGAUGUCUUCUGUACACAUAAUAGGAUGUUGGGGAGGAGCUGGACCCAGCCUUGAGGCCAGUACUGUUACAGGAGACUUACCACAAGGGAGGUCAACUUGUCAUGAAGAUUGGAGAUGUGGAAAUAGAAUACAAUCAAAAUUUUAGGUAAUUAAAAUAUUAAAACAAAAUGGGCCCAAAGUAGAAUCAUAUUACUAUACUAUUUAAUAUUUAGUUGUUUAGACAUAUGUUUUUAUACCUGCUAGAAAUGACUUUUAAAUACCUUUAUUUAACUGUAUUAUAAUUUAUUUCUGUAAAAGUUACAGCUAUUUGAUACAUGAGAGGAAUUAUUCAAGCGCCGAAUCAUGUAUUAUAUAUUAAGAUAUAUGUCUGUUAUAGCUUAUCUUAACUAAACUAUUCCGAUGUGUCUCAUUCCUUAGGCUCUAUCUGGCAACUGCUUUGGCAAACCCACAUUACUUGCCAAGCAUUUAUUUGGAGGUGAAUGUCAUAAAUUUCACAGUUACAUUUGAUGGCCUUCAGGAACAGUUGCUCUCUGUAGUUGUAAAACAGGUGUGAUUUUUCAAUGUAUCUUUUUUUAUAACUACACACGACUACCACAAACAACUCGAAGCUCACUUUAUUUAAUAUUGUUUUAUUUUGUGAUAUCUCUUCCAAGGUUAAUUAUAAAAAUAUAGAAUUUUUUGUCUUUAAUUUUUAAUAUCUAUUUUGUAUAUUUUGCAUAUAGGAGAGGCCUAUUCUUGAGAAACAAAGAAUCCAGUUGUUAGAGAGUAUAGCAAAUGAUAAACAAGCUCUGAGAGAUCUGGAGGACAAGUCACUCUCUAUGUUACAGAAGACUGAAGGUCAUUUCCUGUACAACUCAUUUACAUUUUGUUACACUUGAACAAUUAUGAUAACUCUAAAUCUUAAUCCAACACCAUCUAUCAUUUGAAAAAUACCAUUAAUUCCAUCUAAUAUUACAUGUUUCAUAAUCAAUAAUUAAAUAAACAUUUGGCUUUUUUUGCUCACUUUAUCACUUCUUUAUACUUCAGUCAUUAUCACAAAUGUUUUUAUUUUUAAAAAAAUGUUGUAAUCACGUUUUUAAAAAUUUUUACUUGCAUGAAUCUAUAAACACAUUCCAUAAACACAGUCUAUAGCAUAUUGCAAUAAACUACUCUAUAACAUAUUAUUUCAUUAACAUAUCCCACGCCAGUACUAACAUGUCUCAAGAUGUUAUUCGCAAAUUGCAAGCUACAAUCAACAUAUCUGAUCUCAAACUACUAUCAACAUUAUUCAAAUUUUUCAAAUCCCCCCCCCCCCUCUUCCACUCCACAGGCCACCUUCUGGAUGAUGAAGAUUUGGUCCUGACCUUACAACAGAGUAAAGCCAAAUCACAAGAAAUCUACAUAAUUUUUCAAACCCCCCCCCCCCCCUCUUCCACUCCACAGGCCACCUUCUGGAUGAUGAAGAUUUGGUCCUGACCUUACAACAGAGUAAAGCCAAAUCACAAGAAAUCUACAAAAGAGUGGCUGAGUCAGAGGAAACAGAAAAACACUUAAAUCUGGCUCGUAAAAGAUAUUUACCAGUAAUUAAUGUUUAACCAAGUUUUUCAUUUUAAGUUUAAUUCAUUAGUAUGAUUUUUCUCAACUAAGUCCUUUAGAAAUAAGAAUGAAGUCUGGAGCACACAGUAAAUGAAAAGAGGCUUUGACAGGUUGUGACAUCUAACAAAACAUAAAAAAUUAAAAAAAAAGUAUUGUUAGGAACCUUAAUAGAAAUAUCUAGUUCCAUUUAUUUUGCUACAUUCUUGAUUAUUGGGGUUACAAUUUGUGGUGUUAUGGAAGUUGUUAGGUUAAAAAGUGAAUUGUGUAAUUUAAUAGCUUGAUUAGUUUUCCACUGAUUUGUGAAACAUUUUAAAAUGUAGGUUGCCACCCGUGGAUCUGUCAUCUACUUUGUGAUUGCUGAAUUAUCCAACAUUGAUGUCAUGUAUCAGUUUUCUCUCACAUGGUUCCAGUCCAUGUUUUCAACAUGCAUUGUUGAUAGUUCUGGAGGCAAUUACUUUGCAAGUGGAGUGCUCCGACCUUCUAGUGCCAAGACAAUUAGAUCUAUGAACAAUGAUCAUCAAGGUAUUUUCUGUCUGCUUUGUGAAAACUUUGUGAAAUGUAAAACUAGGUAUUUAAUCUGUUGGUCUUCAUAACCAUUUUUUCUCUCUAUUCACUACUCUUUUAGCCUAAAGUUUAAAAGAAGCAGCUCACAUUUGAAAUGAUAACUAUGACUGAUAGCUAAUUUCAUCUUGUACAAAAUGCUUUAAAGGAAUGAGUAAUGAUUGAACAAAAUUUGCAAAACAUUGUUUGCCAUAUGAUUAAACUUAUUAUUAUUUCUCAUCAAUAAGCUAAAAUAUGAUUAUAGGAUUAGUCAUAUUAAUCUCCGCUUUAACUCUUGUCAUGUAAUAUUUUAAUUAUGACUCCCCUAGAUGAAGAUCCUCUGAGGAAUCUCCAUAAUAGUGAUAGCAAAGAUAAACUUAUGGUGCACUUGGCUUCAAUGAUUGAACGGCUGACUUACAACAUCUACAGGAUUGUGUCUGUUGGUCUCUUCUCUAACCACCAACUAAUUUUUUCAUUCAUGCUUUGUUCCAGUAUAAUGAGGGUAAAAUUGCUUGAUAAAAAAUUCCAGUUUUAAUUAAAAUACAUUUUGGGGCUUUUAUGUUUCAUACAAAGUAUAUUUCAUCCAUUAAAAAAUACAAAAUUGUUUCACUAUUUAUGGAAUAAGAAUUUUUUUUACUUUCUCCUGUCAUUUGACUGGUUGUAAUGAAUUUUUACAUUCUUUAAUAAUACCUAAACAAGAAGCUAAUUCUAGUUCCUGAAAUAAAUUAUUAAAUUUCACUAGGAUCACCUUCACCUUUAAAAAUUAUUAUCAUAAAAUGUGUAUAAAAUUCAAACUUGUUAUGUUCUUUUGGUAGAAAAAUAAUAUAUAAACUUGUAAUUUGUGAAAACCUUUGAAAAAAAUUUGAGUUUUCAUAACGUUUGUUUGUGUCGAUAUAUAAUUUUUUCUAUUUGGAUCAGUUUUCAAAUAAAAAAACUUCUAAAAAUCAUGUGACUGUAAUGUGCAUAUGAAUCAAGGCCAGAACAUUUAUCAGUCUUUAUAACAAGAAAUUAUCAGUGAAUACAAUAAAAUAUUCUGCUAUCUUACUUUCAGGCCAACACAAAAGAAGAGGACAAAGUCUAUCAAAUGGAGACUAUCCUUGACAAUGAAUGGCACAUAUUUCUACAUGGCAAUGUUGCUGCUGCCUUACAUGCCAAAGAAAAGGGUAAACACACAAAUUAAAACAACUCUUUCAUGCCUUUUUCUUUCCCUUAGAUCAAGGGUUCCCAACCUGUGCUUUGCAGAGCCCUAAGAGCUCAGCUGGCACUUCUCCCUGGCCACUCCAGAAAACUCAUGAAGACUAUUAUCUUGUAUGAAAUAGGUUAGACCUAAGGGGCACCCCCACAGAAAUAUAUCUAAAAAGGGGCUCUGUGAGUCAACAAGGUUGGGAACUCUUGCCUUGCGUUAGAUAAAUUUAUUGAUUAAAUUUCUUUUUAAAAAAAAAUCAUUUGAAGCAUUUACAAUACAAUGUUGUUUAUAUGAUUCACUAUCUACAUUUAAAUUAUAGUCUUUAAUAACUAUUUUCAUACUAUUUACAGAUGAAUCAGAAAAAGAUGAGGAUAUCCCCACUGAAAAUAUUCCAGAAAAACCAGAGAAUAGAAAGGGAAGUAAACCCAAAAGCAGUAAGGGAAAUAAGUCAGCAUCAUCACAGAGCAAGCUUGGCCCCAACUGGAUCACAGAUUCGGUCUGGCGACAGUGCCAAUACAUGGAGAACAACAUUCCAAAUUUUAAACUCCUGUGUUCAAGUUUGUCCAACAAUGAAGAGCAAUGGGAAGAGUUUAAAACAUGUGAAGACGUUUUUCACUUAACUGGCCAACCUUAUGUGCCAGGUAACUAAAUGGUUAAAAUUGUAGACUUUAUAAAUCUGAAGUCCAAGCAAACAAUAAAAUAAUAUUUCACCUGAUAAUAGGGAAUCCUAUUUUGUAUUGAAUGUAUAUUAUUUCUGAUAAUAUUAUUUUUUAUCAUAAUAGUACCAGAAGUGAAAUAUGUUGCCAGAUGUUUAUUAUUAAUAAAGAAAUUUGUAUCCAUAUUUAGCACCAACUUGUGACACAGCUACAAUUUUUCAAUGGCAAAAUUUGACAAAGUUUCAACGUUUAUUGCUCAUCAAGACUCUGAGAUUAGAGGUAUUGCCUGCUUCAAUCUCAUUGUUUAUUCAAGACCAACUUGGGAUCAAGUAUAUAACUACAGGAACAUUUGAUCUCAGAGAGAUUUACAAUGAAUCAAUGGCAAAGUCACCAUUGAUAUUUAUCUUAUCUCCUGGUAAGUAGGUGUUACGUUAAUUGAUUUAUUCAUAAACUUGUCGUUAAAGCAUGGUAGUUGAACCCUCUGGUCCUGAUGGCCCGAAAUUAAGAUUAUAAUUAAUUAUUUAAAAGAUGAAAAUAUAGAAAGAAAAACAUUGCUGGAGUUAGUGUUUAUAACAGUGCUUUAGUGCAUUUUGUGACAAAAAAAAACCCUUUCACCUAAAAAUGUUUUUGGUGACCCUAUGUUUCAUAAUGGAAUCCCAAAGAAAUUUUUUAAAAAUGUAUAUAUUUUUUUCAUUCCUAAAUAUAAAAGAGGUAUUUUGAUAGCUGUAAAUCAGAAUGCAAAUAAGUGCUUUAAGUUUAAGUAUUUAAAUAAUAAUAGCACCAUGUGCACUCUGAUUUAUAUUACACAUAAAUUUAUUUUAUAUCAUGCCAUAUUUUGCUAAUGGAAAAUGUAUCUUUCAUAAUCAAGAAUAAAUGUAACAUUAUAGUGCUUGGAUAAAUUCAUCAUAUGUUACAACUAUUUUUAUGUGUUACUUUUCUGAGUUACCAGUGAAUAUUUUAAAUGAAAAUAAAGACUUAAACCCUAAUACAAAAUAAGUAUGUCAAUAUAUUUUCAUAAACUUAUUUUGUUAUGAAAUUCAAUAAUUCUAUUGAAACUCCUCAUAUAGUUCAAUAAUGAAUCCUAAAUGUUAUUCUAAAACAUUUUAUAACUUCAGAGUUAUAUUGGUUUUAAAGCACAACUGGACUUAAGUGGAAUGUUUUAUCAAUUGUAUUGGAGGAUUGUUAUAAGUUACAUACAGCAAAAAUAAAAUGAUUUCAUUUAGAUAUUCUCCCUAAUUUUGAACUCCCAUUUUCACAUUUCCUUUACACACAAUUUUCCUGUGUAAUUUGUAUGUCGACCAAAUAGUUUUUACUGUGUGAUAUUAAAACAUGCUUUUAACAUUUAAUAUGAAUUUUUCCUAAUUAAAAUAAAUUGAUUCUUCUGGCACAAUUUUAGCCGGCUACAUUUAUAAAAAAAUGUGAGCUUUGUGUUGGGCAAUAUUUUAUAAAUAUAUAUAUGUAUAUAUAUAUAUACAUACUAUAUUUUUAAACUUAAUAUUUUUAAAGUAAUAUAAGGAUUUUAAAAUUGCUUAAAUUAACAGGAAAUUUUGAAAAAUUUUAAGAAUAUCAAUAGGCUUGAAAAUAGCUUCGUUUGUAUUUAUAAAAACUUGCUGAAUGGUUCAUUAAAGUUAAAAUUGCAUGAUUUCCAAUACUUAGUGUAGCCGAGUGGUGACGUAGCUUACAGUUUAAAUAAAAUCACAAUAAAACAAUCAGGUCUGAGAACUAUAGCUUUUUAAUGUAAGGUUCAAUCCGUUGAUAGAGCUGACAGUAAAAUCUCUCACAUAUGCCGCCGACCCGACGCAUCCAUUCCACACCACAAUCUCAAAAAUGUACACACCUCAAGUCCCAGUUCACCCCCCCCCCCCCCACCCCCCAAAACAGUCACAGGGAACCCGCGUCCCAAGCUGACCAUGGGUCAACCCCGGGGCAGGGAUGGUUAUUCCAACGUGUAAAUAACCAACAUAAAAUUUAAGGCCCAGUACACAGCUGUGUGUUACUUUAAAUGACCAUGUAUGUGUACGUGCUUGAGGUUACCCAUAGCAGUCACACUAUGACUAUGAGAGUGGAUUCUCUUAUUCCUAUCUAUUGCCUACUGCCGCAAAUAAAAUGUUACCUAAAAGCAGUUGCAAAUAGUGGCACAUUGCCACAUAAGCAUUGUUUAUUCUUAUGAAAUAAAAGAGUAGGGUCAAAUGUCUUUACGUAUAUUAUUUGUGUGAAACAAAAAUUUGGCCAGGUUUUCUAAAACUUGCUUUUAUUAAGAUGUUUAUUUAUCUAGAUGUGAGUAAUUUUUCAUCUCCCUUUGACUAUUUGUACUUGUUUCUAGGUGAAGGUAAGAGUAUGAAAUUCACUUAUGAAGAUUAAAUUAGUUUUUCUUUAUAUACAUUAUAAUAUUUGUUUCUAUAUAUUUAUAGAAUAUAUUUAACUAUAUGUAAUUUUGUUGGGUAGCAACUUUGAGAUUAUUCAUAACAACCUGUUCACAUCUUCCUUAUUUCAUAACAAUCUAUAGGUCACCAAUUCAAAAUUUUUUUGCAAGUUUAAAAAAAUAUAAAACCUACGUUAGUCUUAUUAAGUUAUAGUUCAUGUUAAAUUUCAUUUAAAUUAUAUCAAUACUCACAAAUUCUUACAGAAACUGUUGUUUUUUCGUGUUUGAGUUGAUGUUUGAGAAAUAAUUGAAGUUUAUAAAGCAUGAAAAGCUAUGCAUGUACUAUAGUCUGUUUUUAUUUAUUUUUUAACAUAAAUUCUAAUCUUUUAAUUUUUACUUGUCUAUCUUAAACUAAAUAACUUUUCAAUUCUUUACUUGUCUUUUUUCCUCUUCAUCUUAAGAUUUAAAAACUUCAGCUAAAUAACUAGCAAUCAUGGGGAAAUGAAAUAUGGGUAAUAAGUAUUACCAUAUGAAUUUAAAAAAAAAACAACUCUUGCUAUUUUUUGUCUUUACUUUUUCAUUGUGGAUUUAAAAAGAAACAAUUAUAACCGAGAGAAUUUACUAUUAACUUGGAAUUAAUAAUUUAUAAUAAUACCAUUUGCAUAUGGAAAUGAAAAAAUAAUUUUAAUAAAGUAUGCUAUAUAAUAUAUUGUGUACAAUUUUGUUAUUCUUUAAAGCAAAAAGUCAAAUUUUCAUAACUUUAGUAUAAACACUUUAACUGUUAGCUGAUGCUUGAACAAUAAUUGUCUUUAGGAUGUGAUCCCUCUGGUCAACUGCUCAGGUUUGCAAAGGAACUUAGGGGCAGCAUUCUUCACCUUGAUAUGAUCUCCCUUGGAAGAGGUCAAGGUCCUAAGGCUGAAGAGCUCAUAUCUAAGGCACAGAUUCUGAAAGGAAGAUGGGUGUUUUUACAGAACUGUCACCUGGCAGCUUCAUGGAUGCCCAAGCUCCAAGCAAUAGUGGAAAAGUCAGUUUUUUUUAAAAAUAUUUUUGUUUCAUUUGCAUUUUUGUAAUGUUUGGUGACAGAUUUUUGGUUUUAUUGAUAAUAAGCUUAGCAUUUAUAUUUGUUAUUAUUUUUUAUUAUUUAAAUAUAGUUAAGAGAAAAACAUUAUCUUAAUUAAUAUUGAGUUUAUUUGUCUCUGUAGGUUUAAUCAAGGGAAUGAAGAUAACCUUGACCCCCAGUUUAGGUUGUGGCUUAGUUCACGACCAGAUCCAUCUUUCCCAGUUUCUAUUCUUCAGUAUGGAAUCAAGGUAAUGUUUAAAAAAUCUUCAAAAAAAUUAUUGUUAAAAUGAACUGCAAUAUUCUUGAACAUUUAUCAUAUUUUUGAAAUUAUCGUUUUUACUCUCUUUUACCAGAUGACCAUUGAAGCACCACAAGGGCUCAAGGCUAAUUUACUGAGAACCUUUGGCAGUGCUGGUGCAGGAGUUGUCACAGAAAGUCUUUAUGAUAAAAGUUCUAAAAAAGAAGCUUGGCGACCUCUUUUGUUUGGACUUUGCCUUUUUAACAGUGUUAUCCAUGAAAGGAAGAAGUAUGGCACUCUAGGGUGGAACAUUCCUUAUGAAUUUAAUGACUCUGACUUGGAGGUUGGCACUGUUUUUUUUGUGUAUAUCUGACUAUUAGUAAAUUUUAUGGCCACAGGGAUUAUACAGAAUCAUUUUCUAUUCCUUCUAUGAGCUUUGGAUUCAAGGGCACAGAGUAUAAAUGAUCAAGUCAAGAAAUUCUAUGGCUUUAUCUCAAAAUAGAAAACCAUCAACUGGAUUUUUUUAUCGGACUCUGUUGAAUUUUUUUCAAAAUUUAUUAUUCUAUUAUUACUGUUGUAAACUUAAAUGGAACACAAAACGGAAAUCUGGCAAACCGCUUUAUUUUGUAAUUAUUUCAUAUACUUGCUAUUCCUUUACAUUAUUUUUUACUGCUCAUCUUGUUCUUAAAUACACAUAAAUUGUGACAUUAGUUUCUAAAUGAAAUUGAUCAUACUAUAGGUUUCUAUUUGGAAACUCCAAAUGUUACUUGAGGAGCAAGAAGAAGUUCCAUGGACUGCCUUAAAUUACCUCACAGGGGAGGUGACCUAUGGUGGUCGUGUUACUGAUGAUUGGGAUAGAAGAUGUCUUAUUUCCCUUCUUAGCAAGUUCUACAACAGAGCUCUCUUUGAACCAAACUAUAGCUAUGAUUCAGCUCAUGUGAGUAACUGUGAAUCAAUUUAGCAUUUAAACAGAACCAUAGUAAUACAAAAUAAUUAUUUUUAAAAAAUGAAUAGGAUCACGACAGUUGUAUUCUUCAGUUGACUUGAACAAAACUUUUGGGUCAAAGGCAACAUUUAUUAUUUAGGAAAAUUAAUGUUAGAGAAUUUUAAGAUGAUCAAAUUUAUCCUGAAAUUCCGAGAAAUUAAUCAAAUUUAUUUAUUUCUAUGACACACUCAUUACAGAUGUAUCAUCCAGUGCCAACAACAUUGAGCUUCAAUUCAGUAUUUUCCUUUAUUGAAGAGCUUCCAAAUUAUGACAGGCCAGAUAUAUUUGGCAUGACUGAGAAUGCUGAGAAAGCAUGUAGGGAGUUCCAGGCAUCUGGGAUCAUUAACACUGUUAUUGGCGUCCAGCCAAGAAGAGCCACCGCUCUAACUGGGUAUAUCUAAUAAAUAUGACCAACUAUUAUCAUUCCUCUCCUAAAAGUAAUAACAUCAAUAUAAAAUAAUUCAUUUAAAGACUCAAUAGAAGUGAUAAAGGCUACUUGCUAGGAAUGAGACAAAGAUGGGUGGGGCGGAGCAUUAAACUUAAAUUUGUUUAGGACCUAAAAAAAAAGAUAUUUCCUCAACUAUAAAAAAAAUUUUAUAUAAAUUUUCAGUUCCCAGAAAAGUAGUGAUGCAGCAGUAUUGGAGAUAGCGGAGGAUAUUGGUCAGCGCCUCCCACUUUGUGUUGAAGACAACUCUGAUUCACCUAAACCAGCACUGUUGGAGCCUCAGCGGUCAUUAAAAUCAAUCUUACAGAAAGAUGUAGAAACCAAAGGACUAGACAAAGAAAAAAUGUCUAGUAAGCUAACCAUAACAAGACUAUAAACAGGGGUUGCUGUAAUGUAAUAUGAGCCAUACAAACUAACUGGCAACCAAUGUGGAGGUGGCAUCAAAAGCCAAACUAUCAUUUAGAUAGUCUUUUGUCAUACUGAUUGUUCACUUUGGAGAUUUCACACCAUCUAGAAAUAUUUCUUGGGGCACAGCUGGUCAUAUAUACUUAUAAAUAAUGAGAAAAUAUCUGCAUUUAAAAGCACAGACAAUUUUAUGUACCAGUAGCAUUUACAAUUUUAUGCAGCAUUUAAAAUCUUCUAUAUGUAUGGUGUAAUCUAAAUAUUUUAAUCUGGUUAGGAAAUUCUUGAACAUAUCAUUUGGAAAAGAUGAUUUAAAAUUGUUUCAUUAUGAAUUAGUUCACUGACUUAAGUGAUUUAAAUUGAUAUUUAUUGGUAACUGUCUUUUUAACAUGCUUAAAUAAUGAAAAUCUUCAAUAAGAAAUCACCCAUCCAUUUUAAACAUUUUCAGUUUUAGAGACAUUAACCACCAACCUGGCAGGCAAUUCAGCACUACUUACUAUUUUAAGACAAGAAAUUGACCGCUUCAAUCACUUGCUGUCUGUCAUUCAUACUUCCUUAAACCAACUAAUUCUGGCAGUGAAGGGUGAAAUUGUCAUGUCUGAAAACUUAGAAGAUACUUAUGAUUCCUUGCUAACACAACACGUACCAGCUCAAUGGAAGGUAAUGGUUUAACAGAUGUCUCAGGGUGGGAUAAAUGUCCACAUAAAUGAUACAAUAAUAAUACCUUAACUCAUGCAACAUCAUGUGCAUGGAGAGUCAAAAUUCUGUGAUAAAAAAUAAUUUGGAAUGAAAAAUUAUGUGAAACAAUAUAUUUCACUGCUACAAAUUUACAAGAAAAUAAAUAUUAUUUUGUAUGAAAAAGAACGAGGUGUUCAUAACUGUAAUAAUCUUAAUUUUUGCAACUUAUUUGACAAAGUCAAUUGAGUUAUUUUUAUUUUUCUCUAGAAUGCAGCCUAUGAGUCCACAAAAUCGUUAUCUUCCUGGGUUUCCGACUUACAACAGAGGGUGGAGUUUUUUGCUGAGUGGGCCAAGCUCCUAUCUUCAAGUAUAGAGAAAAAAUUCAGACAAAUUAUACGCAAUGUCAAAGAUACAGCUGGAAACACCGAUACCUCGUCUGAAACACAGCCAACAACUUUCUGGUUGUCUGCAUUUUUCUUUCCUCAAGGUUAAAUAAAUUUUCAUUUUGAUGCAAAUUUGUUAAUAAAUUAAUACAAUCCAAUGAAUGGAACAUUGCCAUUGCCACCAUGAUUGAAAACAGGGUACAUAAGUCAGAGCUUUAUUUUAACAUGAAUAAUGAAUACUUAUGUAGUAGUAUGAGGUACUCUUUAAAUAUUAAAAUAUUUGGAUAAGAUAGAUUGGAAGCUCACACUUUUGGACAUCAUCUUUUCCCACUUUAUAUAUUUCCAAAUAAAUGUUUUUAAAUGUUAUGUUAAAUGAAAUUGAAAAUAAUAGUUCGAUGCACAAUCUCUUACAAUCAUUAAAAAUAUUUUCACCCGAUAGGUUUCUUGACAGCCGUGCUUCAGAAUCAUGCGCGCAAAGUUGGAAUUUCUGUUGACUCAUUAGAAUUCAAGUUUGAGAUUGAAAGACCUGCCACAGAAAUCAACAGUGAGAAAUCUGAGCGGUCAGAGUCAGCCACAUCCAGUAUUAAAGAAAUGUCUUAUUCUGUGAGUUAAGAAAUGUUCAAUUAUUAACUGUCAUGCUUGGCUACCCUCUGAAAUGAUUAGCUAAUAAAUUUUAUUUUAGAACAAUUUGUAUCAAUCGAUUAAUAAUCAAAGAAUAUUACUCAUUUAUAUUAUUUCAAUUUUAGUUGGAAAUAUAAUUACCUACUUUGUUAAAAUAAUGUUAGUUUAGUAAAAGUUCCUAAAUUCACCUAUUUUUAGGAGACUUAGAGCUUCUAUUUUUAUUUGUAUAGAUUAUAUAUUUAAGAACUUUCUUCCACUUUUAUAUGAGAGAUUUUUUUAAAAUUCCAUUGUUAUCAAAAAUAUUUGAUUUGUAUAAAGUAUAAAUAAUCAGGUCUCCUUCAAGUCAUAAAAAUACAACUUUUUAUUUUCCUGUCCAGGACAAGUCUCCAGAGAAUGGGGUCCUUGUUAGUGGUUUAUUUCUAGAUGGUGCUCGUUGGGAUUCAGAAACUCAUACAUUGCAGGACUGUUUAACCAACAAGCGAUUUUGUUGUCUCCCUGAUAUUCAUUUUGAGCCAAGAGAGGUUAGGAAUUGCUUAAAAUGUAUUUUAUUUAAACUUAGAGUAUUAGAUACAAGGAGGACUCUUUUACUUAUCUAAUUGAAAUGAUAGAUUCAUUUUAAUUCCAUAUUAAUACAGUGCAAAAAUUCAGGAAAUCCUUAUCUGAAAUUUCUUGUCUUGGUGAUAAUACCAUAAAUAAAUUUUUGUUUCAGCACAGAGAAGUCAACUCUUCAGCAUCUCAAUUUGUGGACUCAACAGAUAUGUCUACCAGAAAAACUUUUCAAGAGAGUUCUUAUGAAUGUCCUCUCUACCGGACAUCAGCAAGGGCGGGCACUCUGUCCUCAACUGGGCACUCCACCAACUUUGUCACAUCUAUCACAUUACCAUCAGAGCAGUCGCCAGACUUUUGGAUCCUAAGAGGGGUCGCCAUGAUAUGUCAGCUGGAUGAUUAACAUAAAUCAUGCAUGUUCCGGACAGCACUGAAUGCAAGUAUUUUAAUCAUGAUAGCACAUGCAAUGUCCAUAUAUGUACUUUGAAGUACAAGUAAUUUAAUCUUAUUAAAAUGCCAACCAACAAAUCCACAUUAUUAAAAAAUCAACUAAAUUAUUGAGAGGUUAAUGAAAUAACUUGGUACUUCAUUAUUGCUUUUGUGUGUGUGUUUUUUUUUAAAACAUGCUCAGACCACGUGGUAUAGAUAAUUAAGGAUUGGAUUAAAAAAGAUAGAUUCAAAAUUUAAAUGCUCUCUAAAUUAUUUUUUGUGAAUGAUUCUGGUAAAAAAUUUGAAAAAUUUUGAUUAUCAGACCAUUUUCUAAUGGGAAGUUGUUUUAGAUACAUUCUAUAAAUUGUAUUCGAUUCUAUUAUUUUAAACUUUUCCAAAAG
This is a messenger RNA of Lymnaea stagnalis (great pond snail), 30057 nucleotides long. The record is from the annotation of a GenBank genome assembly. NCBI's taxonomy places the organism in Eukaryota, Metazoa, Mollusca, Gastropoda, Lymnaeidae.